This is a messenger RNA of Geodia barretti, 3035 nucleotides long. NCBI's taxonomy places the organism in Eukaryota, Metazoa, Porifera, Demospongiae, Tetractinellida, Geodiidae. The record is from the annotation of a GenBank genome assembly.
GCCACACUGUGUACUUAGUCUCGCUUGGCUCCCUCGCAGAGAAUGACGUCCGUGUUAGCAGUACUUGUAGGGCUGGCCGUCGUUGGUCUAGGUGUUCGUGCAAACGCUGCAGACGACACCUACCUGAUCGGAACUGGCCGUUAUGACGUGACCGGCCCUGCAGCCGAAGUAGAAAUGAUGGGCUACGCAAUGCCGACGCAGAUCACGCACGGCAUUCAUUUCAGGCAGUGGUCCAGAGCCUUCAUCAUCGCAGACUCCUCCGACACUAGCAGAGUGGUGUUUGUCAAUGUCGACAUCUGUAUGGGGACGCAGAUACUCAAGAUUCAGGUUGUUGAGAAACUGAGAUCUCUGUAUGGAGAUCUUUAUACCAAUGACAACGUGCUCAUCAGUGGCAUCCACACUCACUCAGGACCUGCAGGCUACUUCCAGUAUCUCCUAUUUGAGUUGAUGUCCCUGGGGUUUGUAAAGGAGAGUCUGGAUGCAAUAGUUGGUGGUGUGGUGGCUAGUAUCCAGGAGGCCCACGAGAGCAGACAGCCAGGGAAACUCUACCUCAAUUCUGGCCUCCUGGCUGGAGCCAACAUCAACCGUAGCCCCGCAGCCUACGUGAGGAACCCCAAAGAGGAGCGAAUGAAGUACAUGUCAGUUGGAAAUGACACGGACCACGAAAUGGUGGUGCUGAAAAUGGUCGGUACGGAGGGAAACGACAUCGGGAUGAUCGACUGGUUCGCCGUCCACUGUACCAGCAUGAACAACACCAACUCUCUCAUCAGUGGAGAUAACAAGGGGCAUGCCUCGUUUCUAAUGGAAUCUGCCAUGAGCCCACCGGGAACACUCCCCGGGCAUGCGAAAUUUGUGGCUGCGUUUGCUCAGAGUAACGAGGGGGACGUCUCUCCUAAUACGAAGGGACCUCACUGUCUGGACACUGGGAAACCGUGUGAUCUUGUCCACAGUACUUGUAAUGGGAGGGUGAGCAAUGCGUGGCAUUUGGACCUGGCGUUGACAUGUUCGACAGCGCACGCAUCAUUGCAGAGAAACAGUUCAACAUGGGGAAGUCCCUCUAUGAAGAUGCCUCGCAGCAGGUCACUGGUCCCGUUCAGUUCAGACACUCGUUUGUCGAUUUCUCAGACGUGGCUGUCAACAUUAGUGGCAAGAUCCUCCACACCUGCCCCCCUGCCAUGGGCGAGGCCUUCGCAGCUGGCACGACAGACGGUCCCGGAGCCUUUGACUUUAAACAGGCUAGCAACACUACCAAUCCCAUAUGGAUAGCAGUGCGAGACAUUCUCCACAAGCCAACUAAGGAGCAGAUUGAGUGCCAGUUCCCCAAACCCAUCCUCCUGGACACAGGGUUCAUGAACUUCCCCUACCCCUGGCAGGCACGGGUCCUCCCCCUCCAGCUACUGAGGAUCGGCCAGCUGGUCAUUAUUGGGGUUCCAGCCGAAUUAACCACAAUGUCAGGAAGGAGGACAAGAGAGGCAGUCAAAAAUAUUCUGGUGAAGUAUGGAAAAGACGAGGGGUUUGGCAAUGACACUGUUCCUGUGAUCGCCGGACUCUCCAACACUUACUCAGACUACGUCGCGACGUUUGAAGAGUACCAGGCAAGCCAGGGACUAUACCCCACCUCUCUCUCUCUGGAUCUAGUGAGCUUGAAAUUCUCAGGAACAAAGAUACGAGGCAGCGUCAACGGCUUAUGGGCCGUACACACUUGAUGCCUACAUCCAGGAGUUCAGUAGACUUGCCAUGGAUCUUGCUACGAACAAGAGCAGCGAGCCGGGACCAGAUCCGCCCAAUUACCUGGAGAAGCAGUGGGCCCUCCAUCUACCAGUUGUGUUUGACGCAGCUCCUCUGGGGAAGAAGAUUGGGGACGUACACAAAGACACUGUCUCCAGCUACAACAUAGUGAGAGAGACACUGUGCUAUGCUUUUCGGUGCAUCUAUUGGCUGUUUCAUGAGGUUGUGUUGUUUUGCAGAAUGACACAGUCGAAGUUCAAUUCUGGGCCGGGAACCCAAGAAACAAUCUAAUGACUGGGAAGACAUUUCUGACUGUUGAGAGGCACAAUUCUACCACCGAUCAGUGGACUGUGCUGUUUACUGAUGCCAGCUGGGAGACCAGGUUUGCCUGGAAACAGACCAAUGUGCUACUGGGAGAGAGCUUGGCGACUAUCACGUGGACCAUCCCUCCGUCCACGUCGUCCGGAGACUACAGAAUACAGCACUUUGGCUACCGCAAGAGAAUAUUCACUGAAACCAUAUCUUCCUACAGCGGUGUCUCCUCCACCUUCUCCGUGAAAGGAAGCAAGUAGCAAACUAUGUACAUAUUUACACUCUGUGAAUCCUGACUUAUAAACGUACUGUGACACUAACGAGGUCUAGAACAUGAUUAAUUUUUUACAAUUUUUACACAUUGACUAAAAUUUCGUUAUACACUGAAGCUAGUUGGUGACUGGUGAGUGAGCUAGAGGUCUAUAUAAGGGAGUUUGCUACUGGUCUAGAGAGAGAAGGGGGAAGAAGAGGGAGGGAGAGGGUUUGUUCUAGAGUCUACUCCAUGUGCUGGUGUCCAGUCACGCUACAUCGCUCAGGGCAACCACUCCAGGCAGCUGCUUGCCUUCCAACAGCUCGAGACUAGCUCCGCCUCCUGUGCUGACAUGGCUGACCUUAUCCACCAUACCACACUGCUCCACCAGAGUAGCAGUGUCUCCCCCACCUGCACAGAUCAUGUGACCCUCACAUGACAAUCAUGUGAUGUCAUGUGACUGUCAUACCGAUGAUAGAGGUGGCUCCUUUUUCAGUGGACAUUACGACUGCAUCAAGGACGGCUUUUGAACCACGGGCAAAGUUUUCAUAUUCAAACACUCCCAUUGGUCUGGAAGAGAGAGAGAGAGAACAUUUACCUAGAAAAAGGUACAAUUCGUAUAUUCUACGGAAAUAAUCAAAGCUUACCCAUUCCAAACGAUGGUGGCAGAUUUCUCGACCACACCCACAAACUGGGCCACACUCUCGGGACCAACAUCCAAACCCAUCCACCCCUCCGGAAUACC